UUUUUUUUCCUUUCAGAAAGCUUUGUGAUAUUCUUUCUUCGUGGUAUUUCACUCCUGUUUGUUGAAAACUUUGACCAAAGCUGCUCUAAGUAGCUGGCAUCGUGAGAACAGGACGGAUUCCAAAAUCAGGGAAGCUUUCAGGAGACUCGUCGACCAGCGGAUCUUCUGAAGAGCAAUGCUAAGAAGACUUUUGGUUUAAAGAAGUAAAAGGAAGAACAACUUCUUCGGGUCAGAAGAUCUUCUUCAAAGUUUCCUGAAUGAAAAUUAUUUAAACGUUGCACACAAAUCUUUUGUGCAGGAAGAAAAAGAAAUUCAGUUUGUGGGUCUCCCCAGGAGUUAAGCUCAUGCUGCUGGAAAUAAUGCUGAAAAAGAAGCACUUACCUGCAGGCAGAGUGCCCCUGAUUCUCUUCCUGUGCCAGAUGAUUAGUGCCCUGGAAGUACCUCUCGAUCCAAAACUUCUUGAAGACUUGGUACAACCUCCAACCAUUACUCAACAGUCUCCAAAAGAUUACAUUAUUGACCCUCGGGAGAAUAUUGUAAUCCAGUGUGAGGCCAAAGGAAAGCCUCCUCCAAGCUUCUCCUGGACUCGGAAUGGGACUCAUUUUGACAUAGAUAAAGACCCUCUUGUCACCAUGAGGCCUGGCUCGGGAACCCUCACCAUCAACAUCAUGAGCGAAGGGAAAGCGGAGCCCUAUGAAGGAGUCUAUCAGUGUACAGCCAGGAAUGAACGCGGAGCCGCGAUUUCCAAUAACAUUGUCGUCCGUCCAUCCAGAUCACCGUUGUGGACCAAAGAAAAACUUGAACCAAUAAUACUUCGAAAUGGCCAGUCUUUGGUACUUCCCUGCAGACCUCCACUUGGGUUACCGCCACCUAUAAUAUUCUGGAUGGAUAACUCCUUUCAAAGACUUCCGCAAAGUGAGCGAGUUUCCCAGGGUCUGAACGGAGACCUUUAUUUCUCCAACGUUCUCCCAGAGGAUACCCGCGAAGACUACAUCUGUUAUGCCAGAUUUAAUCACACCCAAACCAUACAGCAGAAACAGCCUAUUUCUGUGAAAGUGAUUUCAGUGGAUGAAUUGAAUGACACUAUAGCUGCUAACUUGAGUGACACUGAGUUUUAUGGUGCUAAGUCACAUAGAGAGAGGCCACCGACAUUUUUAACUCCGGGAGGCAACACAAGUCGCAAAGAGGAGUUAAGAGGAAAUGUCCUUUCGCUCGAGUGCAUUGCAGAAGGGCUGCCCACCCCAAUUAUUUACUGGAUAAAAGAAGAUGGAACACUCCCCGCCAACCGGACGUUUUAUAGGAACUUUAAGAAAACUCUGCAGAUCACUCAGGUUACAGAAGCAGACUCUGGAAAUUACCAGUGUAUAGCAAAAAAUGCACUGGGAGCCAUCCAUCACACCAUUUCCGUCACAGUUAAAGCGGCUCCGUACUGGAUCAUAGCACCUCAAAAUCUUGUGCUGUCCCCUGGAGAGGAUGGGACCCUGAUCUGCAGAGCUAAUGGCAAGCCCAAACCCAGAAUUAGCUGGUUGUCGAAUGGAGUCCCGAUAGAAAUUGCCCCCGAUGAUCCCAGCAGGAAAAUAGAUGGCGACACCAUUAUUUUUUCAAACGUUCAAGAAAGAUCAAGUGCGGUAUAUCAGUGCAAUGCCUCUAACGAAUACGGAUACUUGCUGGCAAACGCAUUUGUAAACGUGCUGGGUAAGCUCUCCCUUUCAUGCGGUGUGCUGGUGCAGCCUGCGGCCGGCUCUGACCUUCAUACUGUCAUGCAGAUCGUGAGGUUUAAAGGCGCUAAAGGCAGUGCUCUUCGCGAAGAUAUUUAUGUUCUACAUGAAAAUGGAACUUUGGAAAUCCCUGUGGCCCAGAAGGAUAGUACAGGAACGUAUACGUGUGUCGCAAGGAAUAAGUUAGGAAUGGCAAAGAAUGAAGUUCACUUAGAAAUCAAAGAUCCAACAAGGAUCAUUAAACAGCCCGAGUAUGCAGUCGUGCAAAGGGGGGGCACAGUGUCCUUUGAAUGCAGAGUGAAACAUGAUCACACCUUAAUCCCCACUGUCAUGUGGCUGAAAGACCAUGGUGAGCUGCCCAGUGAUGGAAGGUUCACCAUUGACAAGGACAACUUGGUGGUAGCUGAUGUAAAUGACCAAGAUGGAGGGACCUACACAUGUGUGGCCAACACGACCCUGGACAGCGUUUCUGCCAGCGCUGUGCUCAGCGUUGUCGCUCCUACUCCAACUCCAGCUCCCAUUUACGAUGUCCCAAAUCCUCCUUUUGACUUGGAAUUGACCGAUCAACUUGACAGGAGUGUUCAGCUGUCAUGGACCCCAGGCGAUGACAACAACAGUCCUAUUACAAAAUUCAUCAUUGAGUAUGAAGAUGCAAUGCAUGAGGCAGGGCUGUGGCACCAUCAGACUGAGGUCCCCGGGACGCAGACCACAGCCCAGCUCAAGCUGUCGCCAUACGUGAACUACUCCUUCCGAGUGAUGGCAGUCAACAACUUGGGAACCAGCCUGCCCAGCGAGUCAUCUGAGCAGUAUUUGACUAAAGCCGCAGAACCAGAUAAAAAUCCCACGGCUGUGGAAGGGCUGGGAUCCGAGCCCGAUAAUUUGGUGAUUACAUGGAAGCCUUUGAGUGGUUUCGAAUCUAAUGGGCCAGGCCUUCAAUACAAAGUAAGCUGGCGCCAGAAAGAUGGAGACGAUGAAUGGACGUCUGUGGUUGUGGCCAAUGUGUCCAAAUACAUCGUCUCGGGCACGCCGACCUUUGUUCCGUACCUGAUCAAAGUUCAGGCCCUGAAUGACGUGGGGUUUGCGCCAGAGCCAGCUGUAGCCACGGGGCAUUCUGGAGAAGACCUCCCAAUGGUGGCUCCCGGGAAUGUGCGCGUAAGUGUGGUGAACAGUACCUUGGCCGAGGUGCACUGGGACCCAGUACCUCUGAAAAGUAUCCGAGGACACCUGCAAGGCUAUCGGAUCUACUACUGGAAGGCACAGGGCUCGUCUCAGAGAAACAGGCGCCACCUUGAGAAGAAGAUCCUCACUUUCCAGGGCAGCAAGACCCACGGCAUGCUGCCCGGGCUGGAGCCUUUCAGCCACUACACACUGAACGUCCGGGUGGUCAACGGGAAGGGGGAGGGCCCGGCCAGCCCCGACAGGGCCUUCAAUACGCCGGAAGGAGUCCCCAGCGCUCCAUCCUCUUUGAAGAUUGUGAAUCCAACACUAGACUCUCUUACUUUGGAAUGGGAUCCACCAAGCCACCCGAAUGGCAUUUUGACUGAAUACACCCUAAAAUAUCAGCCAAUUAACAGCACACAUGAACUAGGCCCUCUGGUAGACUUGAAAAUUCCUGCCAACAAGACCCGCUGGACUUUAAAAAAUUUAAAUUUCAGCACUCGGUACAAGUUUUAUUUCUAUGCACAAACCGCAGCAGGGUCAGGAAGUCAAAUCACAGAGGAAGCAGUGACCACCGUGGAUGAAGCUGGUAUUCUCCCACCUGAUGUAGGUGCAGGCAAAGUUCAAGCAGUAAAUCCCAGGAUCAGCAAACUUACUACUGCCGCCGCUGAGACCUCUGCCAAUGUCAGUUGGGAAUAUGAGGGACCAGAGCGUGUGAACUUUUAUGUUGAAUAUGGUGUAGCCGGCAGCAAAGAAGAAUGGAGGAAAGAAAUUGUAAAUGGUUCUUGGAGCUUCUUUGGGUUAAAGGGUCUAAUGCCAGGAACAGCAUACAAAGUUCGAGUUGGUGCUGAGGGGGCCUCUGUGAGUUCAGAGGAUGUGUUUGAGACAGGCCCAGCAAUGGCGAGCCGGCAGGUGGAUAUAGCGACUCAGGGCUGGUUCAUUGGUCUGAUGUGUGCUGUCGCUCUCCUUAUCUUAAUUUUGCUGAUUGUUUGCUUCAUCAGAAGAAACAAAGGUGGUAAAUACCCAGUUAAAGAAAAGGAAGAUGCUCAUGCGGAUCCUGAAAUCCAGCCUAUGAAGGAAGACGACGGUACUUUUGGAGAAUACAGUGAUGCUGAAGACCACAAGCCUUUAAAAAAAGGCAGUCGAACACCUUCAGACAGGACUGUGAAAAAAGAAGACAGUGACGAUAGCCUAGUUGACUAUGGAGAGGGGGUGAACGGCCAGUUCAAUGAGGACGGCUCCUUUAUCGGACAGUACAGCGGUAAGAAAGAGAAAGAGCCAGCUGAAGGAAACGAAAGUUCCGAGGCACCUUCUCCGGUCAACGCCAUGAAUUCCUUUGUUUAAUUUGUCUGCUCUUUGCCAACAUCCCACUUCUCUAGAAUGUCUCUCUUAAGCCCUCAUUGGUCAGCCUUCUCAGACUGUGAACAUAGAGGCAGAAAGUAGACGUUCUGCUGCGUGUUCCUAUCAUGAGAACAGUUAGAGCGAGAACGUAACUCAGUCAAAUGAUACGUUAAUGUGAAAUGCAGUGCAAAGUGCAUCCUUCCUUCCUUCCUUCAAGAUGGGUAUUGUUGAUUUCCUCGGACCUGAUCAAAGUAACACCAUGCCAUCUACAGAUUGCGUCCUUUCCUCUUCAGGACACAGUUCCAUGUGAUGCAUGAAAAAUGCUCCACCUUUCAAGGACAUACCUGCGUAUCUUAUUCAAACAUGGGUUGAUACUUUGUUUAUACUGUCCUCAGCUAAACCCUUAAAAAUGAAUUCCAUUUUCCUUGUCAAGAGUGUUACUGUAGUAUCCUCUAGAACUUCAAUGUCUUUGUGGACAUUGUCGUGAAAUUGGUGACUCUAUGUCUAGCUGUCAUUAGUCUUCUUGGGAGACUGUUAGGAACCGUAUGUACAGUAUACAUGUGCUAAGUGAGAUCAUUAUGACAGUUGCAUUUGCCGAUGCUCACUGGGACUCUUACCCGCUCUUUGCUCUUGUUACUCAAUAGCCUUCUUAAUCUUCCAGGUAUUACAGCAGUGCAGUGUUCUACUUUUUACAUCAUCUCUGUAUUCAGUGGUUUUCAGGCAUAAACAAUGCGUAUUGCAAUGCAUUCUGGCAUCGGUGCUGUCUUGAAAGCAUCAGAAACACAUCACUCCCAUUAAAUUUCACAGAUUAUUCCAGAAAGCACAGGGCAAGACACAAGCAGUGCCUUCAGACAAGAAGCAUUCCACGACAAACUGCCUUCGGUAUCGCUCGGUAACAGUCGACUCAGAGUCUUAGAUUACUGUCAUUGUCUAAAAGUAACUUUUAAAAAGCAGAGUUAAUGAAAACUGCAGUGCUGGGGGAAAAAAAAGGAAUUGUGAAAAUAAAAUUCAUACAACAGUUUUUAUGAGGCAUUUUCCCCCCGUAUGCAUAAAAAGCAAAGCUUUAUCACCAGCUGGAACUUGUGACGAUUUUGUGGUCUUUUAUGAUUUUGAUUAAAACAAGUCACAUUCAGUAAGGAAGAUGUCAACUUGGUAGAAAAUUAAAAAAAAAAAACAACAAAAACCAGUUAUUCCCAAACAAAUAGCAUACAACAGCAUGCCAACAGGAAUAUAUUUUUCUCUAUGUCUUUACCUACAUGGCAGCUUUGGAAACUCUCUGCAGCAUUAAACAAUGUGUGUGCAAGUUGCUAUGAAUGUCUUUCAGAAGCUAAGAGAACUGACAGGGGCCAGUAGUCAAACAGAAAUCUGACAAGGCCAAUAGUCAAGGCGAUUACAUCUGCGGUUUCAAAACCAAACCUCUGUGUCCUCCCGUAUUUGUAGCAAUCUCUAUCAAACGGUCUCCUUCCCGGUAUGGAAUUCGAUAACAACCUAUGGUUGAAGGAAUGCUCGGUUUCAUUUGCCAAUAAAUUUGGUUUCUCAUAACUUGCAUCAAGUUUAAUUUUAAGUAAAGCUUUUUAUUGUAGAUAUUUUGUUGAAUUUGUAAAUACCCUUACAGCGUAGAUGCUGUGUGCUUACGGGUGUAACGUACAGGUAAAUGUGCAGAAGGUGUUUAUGUUGGACUGUAGGAGACGGUAGCCGGUUAAUACAGUGCAUGAGAUGGGGACGCAUUUACUUAAAAGCCUUUGGGUUUUUAUUUUUCCUUUUUGCCGUGAAGCUGAAAUAGUGAACAGUUUUACCUACUGACAGCAGGCUUCUAGAUGAAAUCUUCAGAGCUUUGCCUGAGGGGCUCCGGAAGUCCUUUGGUACAUGUAGGUAAAGCACACUUUGGAGUAAUCCCAGGUAAAGAGGGCCCUAACUAGUUUCCUGUCUCCAUAUUCGCGGGACAAAUAUCAGCCUUCCUGAUGGAAAUACAAAGACAGAACAGGCUGGCCUUGGCACCACAGAGCACAAAUUAAAAAGCUCCUUUACAUUUGCCCGUGUGUGGGGGGAACCAGUAAAAGUACAGGCUUUAUUACUCUUCCCUUACAGUAGAUGCUGAAUUUAUCUGUGCAUGAAGGAAUCACUGCUGUAAUAGUGCAACAGAGUUCGUAUUAAAAAUUAAACGUGGAUUUAAAAGCCCCUCUCUCUUUCAUGAUAUAUCCUGUUCCUAGUGCAGUGUGACAGUCCAAGUCACGGUCUCUGCAGUGGUGCAGGCGGAUGUGCCCGGAUUUCCGUCCAAAAGUAGCUAUCAAACAGCUGUAAUCUCUUUGUGAUUUUUAGCUUCUUCAAACCUGUGUUUCCUAAUGUUUUAAAACAGCAUACAUUCUGAUGUUAGCUCUUAAGAGGCAGAGAAAAUUCAACAUAAAACUAAACACAGCAUACAAGAGAACUCAUAAAAGAGGGGCAUCUCAAACACUGUCAUUCAGAGCAGGAGAAGAUGCCACUAGGCUGGAGAGGAGCAGUCUGAGAAGCCGGAUGCUGCAUCCUUUCCCGAAACCUGACCUCCGCAGCCGGUUCCCGGCUGCCUGCUGUCAGCCUCUCAUCUGCCCGCCUGGACUUCCCCUCUCUGCUGCCACAGCACCUGGAUUCCAUCGCCUGUCCUGCAGGAUGGGACAGUUUGGGCUUCGACGAGUAUCACGAAUGGGCUCUUCACUCCUUUCUCGACAGCCUGAUUCUUCUCAGUGUCUCAUUCCUGUCCAGCAAGCAGCCAAGACCUGACUUGUUCCUCCACCUGCCCUUACUCACCUGUCACCUGGUCCCAGCUUUCCACCCAUGAGACCUUCUGCUGGCACAGAGCUCCUCUUCCAUACACAAUUACUUGGGUAGCAACAUGGUAUAGAAGUCAACUGUCAAAUGCUAAAAACCCUAUAUAGACCCUUGUAUUUCUACUACAGACAGUGUUCACUACGGUGCAGCAAGUCAGCAUCCGCUGGCCACCCUGUGGGCCAGAUUCACAAUCCCCAUCCUCGGGCCUGCCGUCAGUCACAGCUCUGUUUAGCAACGGGGGCUGGCCCAUUGCCAGCUUGACAACAAAAAGCACUGGUCCACGGAUGCCUUCUUGUUCAGAUGGUUUGUAAUGGCCCUGGUUUCCUUUUAAUGUCUGAGUUUGGAAAUAGCUUGUGGAGGCAAAGGAAAGAAAGGCAAAGAACUGAGAAUUCUCACCCAAACUCCUCAAAUCUCUUGCUCUCAGGAGGUUUUUACACAAAUUACCACCAGAGGGCUCCUGUACUUUGUUCAGUGCAAAAGAAACAGGGAGAACAAAGCUGGAGAAACCACCUUUGAGAAUUAGAUUGGGGUCCGAUAGUUUAGACGAUGAUUACCUGCUAUAACCAUGGAGAAUGGAGUUUGCAACUUUCUCUGACGAGUUCACGACUUCCAGGAAGUUAUGUUUGUGUCACCAUGACCCUUGUUAAUCUUCCUUUUAUUGAUUGUGGCCGAUCAGUAGGGGGAAGAGUAGGAGGUCUCCUGGCUCCCACUAGACACCCCCUCACUGCUGCAAGCUGGUGGGGGUGAGGGAGGGGUGUGUCCCUAAAAUGGUCCCCCUCUUUCUCCAGAGCGUGCCAUGUGUCUGUCCCUGGCGGUUUGAUGUUUUGUGAUUGGAUAGCACGAGAGGCAUGGUUUAAGCACAGACAGCUUUUAUUUUUCACUUGAGAAAAAGCAAGAGAGGGCGAGAAUACUACUAGAGUAUUUCUAUGAAAUAAGCAAGCAAAGAGUUCCCAGGUUGAGGCAGAAAGAGAUGUACGUUCCAGCUCUGCCGUCAACCAGCUGUGUGGCUGUGUCUCAGUGACCCCGCCACCUGCCACCUCUCCGGGCCUCUGUUUCUUCGACUUUAAAAUGACAGAAAGCAGAUGACUUCUAAUAUCCCUUUCUGCUUAAACCCUAUGGUUCUCAGGAACCACCACCACCACCAAAAGAAUUUGUUUUUUUGAGCACCUGCCGACAGGCAGGCAUUCUGCUGAAUUGGGAGGGGAGGGAUGAGCAAAACCAGAUGUGGUUCCUGCUCUCAUGGUGCUUGGAGUCUGGGGUGGGAGGACAGACAUUAAUUAAAUAACUACCUGAGUGAAUUGUGCUUCCACCGAGAUACGUGCUGUGAAGGGAAGGCGGCACGUUCCUCGAGAGGCUGACCUGUGCAGAGUGGUCAGGACACGUCCUUGAGAUGCUGGGAGAUGGUAGGACAGAGCUCUGCCUCUGGAGCAGUUGCAGGAGCCGGACCAUGCUGGAUCCUGAGCACAGAAGGAUUGGUUUUUAUAUUUAUUCAAGGAGCAGUGGAAAGUGGGGAGUAAUUGAAGAGGUUGAAGUAAAGGGUUCUGUGACCAGAUCUGUGUUUGGGGAGGAGGUGGAAUUCAUAGGAUUUCAUGUAGAGAAUGAGCUGGAAGGAGCCAUAGAGGUUGGUGAGAAGCCACUUGAAAACUUGUCAGUACUCAGACAAGAGAGGAGAGAAAUCAGACCAGAUCCUAUCACUGGGGCUGGAGAGAGGCGGGUUAAUUCUAAAGACAUGUAGGAAGGAAACUGAUGAGAGUAAUAGACUAGCCAUGGGAGGUUGAGGGAAAGAGAGGGAUCAAAGACGGUGCUUAGAUUUCUGACUUGACUCACCAGACAUGAGGUUCGCUCGGGUGGGAACAUGAGGAUAAAACUAGAUUUGGGGGUAAGUUAUGAGCUUAGGUUAAUAAAUGAGUUUGAAAAGCCUCGGAGACAUCCAAGUGGAAAUCACUAGCAGCAGUUGGAUAUAGGGGCUUAAUGCUCAAAAGAAACUUCUAAGAUGAUAAGUAGUGAUUGAGACUAUGAGACCCAGGAUAAGAUUGCCUUAGGAGAAAACAGAGGCCAGAGGGCUGAGGAUUAUGCCCUAUUAAGAAAUUCCAUAUACAGUGGAUACAGGGAGGCAGGUGGACCUCCAAAAGAAACCAGUAAACAGAAGCCAGAGGAGCUGGGAAGAAGUAAGCAGAGUGCAUCAUCUUGGAAGCCAGAGAGACAAUUUGAAGAAUAGAGAAUGAUGCACAGUGUCACAUAAUGCUAAAAAAAAAUUGAGCAAAAUUAGGAUCAGAAAAUAUUUUUUGGAUUUGAACAUACGGAGGUCAUCUGAGAAAGAGAAUAGAGGCCAGCAUCAUUAUAAAGUCAUAAAAUCGGGAGACCUGCUUAUUUUUCUCAGGUGAGCUUGCAUCCUCACACUCCACCAUGACUAUUUCAAACCUUUUCCACUCUCCUCAAACAUUCAACCCUACCCCCUCUCCCCACCCAGCCUCACAACAGAUCACGUGCUACAGAAUGACUGUCCAUCACAAUUGACAAAAGAAAAAAAAGUAAAAGCAGAGAUGGGAAUUCCCUCAUCUUCUUGCCAGCAAAUCAAAAUGCCUGUUUCACUAUGCCCCAUCCUCUCCCUCUGUCCCUACCUUCUAUUAAAAUUGGGGAUCAGCCCUCCUGCCUGUGUCUGGGAACCCCUCUCCUCCUUGGUGGAUUUUUACCCAUCUUAUCCCUUCUUCUGCUCAGCUGGAUGGUCUACUGCUGUUUAAACACCAAGUCUCUCCCUUCUAAAACUAACAGACCUUGGAAACCUUUGAUUCCCCUCCCCAUUACCCCAUUCAGUUAUCAUUUUCUCUCCUCCACUUCCUGGUCCAGAUGGUUGAAAAGGUUGAAAUAAUCCCAGGAAAAGAAAAUGAGGAUAAUCAGAGAAGCUACUAUUUGCCAGACAAUGCAGUCUUUGUUCCUUUGAUAGUCAUCAAACCUCUUUAGUCUCACUCAGUUUGUCCUAGAGACACUGUCUUUCUUCAGCUGGAACUAUUUAGCUAUUAUCUCAGUGAAUGACUCAACAAACUUUUUUUUAAAUCGACAACCUAUGUGCUUAUGUUUGUGUGUGUGCGUGUGUGUGCAGACUCAGCCUGCACAUUAGACUCACCUAGGAGCUUUAAAAAUCCUCAUGCCUGCCCAUCCACCAGCAUUGUGUCUCUUGUCUGAGAUGUAGCCUGUCCAUCAGGACUUUUCAAAGCUGCCCACAUGGUUCUAAUAUGCAGCCAAGAAUGAGAUCAGCGUAAAGAAACGACACAUUAACCACAGUCUUGCGUGUGCACUUACUUAAUGAACAGUAUUUUGAAUACAUUUCUUCAUAUAGGUUGAUCUCAACUUCUCUUGUAUUCUUCCCAUUAAAAAAAAAAAACACCACAUAUCGAAGGAAAACGAAUCCCGCAUUACUGGUAGGAUUAAAAAAUGGUGCAGCCACUUUAGAAAACAGCUUGGCAGUUUCUUAAAAUGUUAAAUAUAAAUUUACCUUAUGACCCAGAAAUUCCACUCGUUAGGUAUAGACCCAAAAGAAAUGGGAAAAAAAAAAGCCCAUGCAAAGACUUGUACGUGAUGGUUCACAGAAGCAUUCAUCAUAAUAGCCAAAGAACAAGCCAGUUGUCCAUGAACUGAUGAAUAAAUAAACACAAUGUGGUCUAGCCAUACAAUUAAACAGUCAAUCUAGCAGGGUGGAUAUAGGUCAGUGGUAGAGCACAUACAUAGCAUGCACAAAUUCCUAGGUUCAGUCCUUGGUGUACACACACACACACACAAAAUCAAUCCAUGCAGUUAAAUGGAAUACUAUUUGGCAAUUUUUUUUUACAUACAGCAUAGGGGGUCCUUGGUAACAUUAAGCUAAAUUAAGAAGCCAGACACAAAAGACCACACACCGCGUGAUUCCAUUAACUUGAAAUAUCCAAAAAAGAAAACCAAUAAAGACAGAAAAUAGAUGAGUGGUUGUCUGGGACUGCAAAGGGGAGCAAGGAUUAACUGCACAGUGGCAGGAGGGAUUUUACUGGAGUGAUGGAAAUGUUCUAAAACUGGAUCGUGUUGAUGAUGGCACAACUUGGAAAAUUUAUUUAAAAAAUCAUUGAAUUGUAUACUUAAAACAAGUGAAUGAGUGGUUUGUAAGUUAUACCUCAAUAAAGAUGUUAAGAGAAACCAUCCCUAGGCUUAUGUGUGUCUGAGAGAUCAGGGCUGUGUAUAAACAAGGCUUGUGAUGAGUAUGGCACCACAUUAGACUCCACUUCCCCUUGUCAUCCUCCUGUUUCCUCCAGGAGACCCCACAAGACCACUGGUUCUCAAAGUGUGAUUCCUGGAACAGCAGCUUCAGCAGUACUGGCUAGAAAUGCAAAUUUUUGACCUGUCCCAGAUUUAAUGAAUCAGAAAUUUUGGGGGUGGAGACCAGAGUCUGCACUUUAACAAGUAUUCUGGGCAGUUCUGAUGCAGUCUACUGUGUGGGAACACUGCCCUCAACCCACACGCCAGCAUCUCUCCUCUCCCACCUGUACGAAGAGGAGUGAAUUAUCUAUUAAGAUUAAAAGAAGAAAUGAAGCACUUCGUAAUAGUGAAAAAAAAAAACCCUGAAAUAACCUAAAUGUCCAUCAUCAGGUAAUAAACUUCGUAACAUCAUACCAAUAUGUGUACCAAUGAAAUACGAACCCACAAUGAAGAGAAAUAAACUACUGGUAUAGGAACUCAUUGUGCUGAGUGAAAGAAGCCAAGCAAAAAGUUUUGUUUACCUGAAACGCUGGAACAGGCAGGACUCAUCUAUGAAGACAGAAGGUGUAUCAGUGGUUCCAUGGGCUGAGGAGUGGGGAGGAAUUUACUACACAGGGGCUGAGGGAACUUUUAAGGACGGUGGAUGUGGUCUAUAUUUUGAUUAUGGUGGUGUUUACAGGGAUGUGUUCACUUGUCAAGGCUCAAAACUGUAUAUGUAAAAUGGGUAUGUUCUGUUGUGAAAAAUUCGACAGAAACCUCAAAUUGAGUUGGGAGACCAGCAGGGGGAGCUCUCACGCGCUGUGCUGAAAGCAGAGCCCAACAGGAAGAGGAAAGACUCCUCUUCUUUCCCGGGAGGGACUCAGCCAAUGAGAAGCCAUGGGCUUCUCCGCCCGCCUCCCAACGCAGGCUAUAAAAGCAGGCGGCUUUCGCACCUGUGGUGAGGCGUCGACGUGGCUCGCUGUGGUUGCGCGUCUAGGAGCAGCCCGUAUUUGCUGGGGAAAUAACUGACAAAUCUGUUUUAGGACUACGGUACGUAAGUUAUAUCAAUAACGUUGGUUUUAAAGGGAAAUAAAAAAAUGGAAUUGGGCCUACGUGA
Messenger RNA from Vicugna pacos (alpaca), 12342 nucleotides. NCBI's taxonomy places the organism in Eukaryota, Metazoa, Chordata, Mammalia, Artiodactyla, Camelidae. The record is from RefSeq and is a predicted model, not a curated record.